Molecule: messenger RNA, 2931 nt
Organism: Linum trigynum
Lineage: Eukaryota; Viridiplantae; Streptophyta; Magnoliopsida; Malpighiales; Linaceae
Source: the annotation of a GenBank genome assembly
GACGCUGCGACGGAAAACAAAACACGAAACAAAGAAAAUCCCUUUCCUCCCGCCGGCGCGAUUUCGGUACGACUAGAGUCCACAUUCCGGCGAAUUCCUCGAAUUCUUAGCUUCCUAACGUUAUCAAGUUCCCAGUUUGUAGUGUCGCCUGACGAAGGGGAAGAGACCUAGGGAAUCUUUUCCCCCAUCCGAAGAAGUGAGGACCGAAGCCGCCGUUAGUCGAAGCUCCGUUUCCAGCUCUCGAAUCUUCUCUGGGUACGUUCAUCUCGCUCCCUACCUAUCGUAUUCCGAUCUCAGUAGAGAAGAAUUAUCCUUUUUUCUUAGUCUGAUAGAGAGAGCUCCGUCGUCGAUUCGUAACGUCGGAGAGAAUUUUCGUUUCCGGCUAGUCAGCUGAUUGACCUAAUUUAUUUAACAUUCUUCAAUUCAUUAUUCUGCAGUUCCAGUGAUUUGGGGGUAGUGCUGUGCUUGUUGAAUAAGAAGCCAUGAACGUAGAAAUUGACCACUAUAAGGUCCUGGGGCUGCCUUCCGGAGAGGAAGGGUCAAAGCUCACCGAAAAGGAGAUAUCCAAGGCAUACAAGUUCAAAGCUUUGGAAUUGCACCCAGAUAAGAGGCCUGACGAUCCAAAUGCGCAGGAAAACUUCCAGAAACUGAAAUCUUCUUAUGAGAUUCUUAAAGAUGAGAAGGCUCGAAAGCUGUUCGAUGAUCUGCUUCGAGUUAAGCGAGAGCAGGAAGCCAGAAGGUCUCAGCAGGAUUCGAAGCGUAGAAAGAUGGUCUCGGACCUUGAAGAUAGAGAACGGGCGGCUUUUGCUCCUGACCCUGCAGCUAAGGCUCGUGCUGAAGAGGAGAGGAUUGUCAGGAAGCUGAAGGAGGAGAUUGAGAGGAUAAAGGCUAUGCACUCAAGUAAAGGAGGACAGACAGCUGCAGCUUCAGAAUCGAAGAGGAAGGAGAGAGAAGCAUCAGCUAAGGGGGGUGGGGUUGAUUUGGACAAGGGGAAAAUGCUUAAGGUGUCUUGGGAGAAAGUGGGUGUGGGCUAUACUGCAGAAAGGUUGAGAGAGAUAUUUUCCAGGUUUGGUGAAGUUGAAGACAUUGUCAUCAAGGGCUCCAAGAAAAAAUGCUCGGCCCUUGUUGUUAUGGCUACUCAGGAAGCUGCGGUUGCUGCCACUAGAAUAGUCUUGGGUGAUCUCUCCAAUCCUCUUCUAGUGUUACCAGUUCAAGCAGCUCAAGCAAAGGACUUUCCUCCACCCACCCAGCAAGCAGCAGAAUUCGAUGGAAUAACUAAUUUGGUUGGAGCUGGUUACAAGGCAUACGAGGAUUCUGUUUUCGAAAAGCUUCAAAAGGCUGCAGCAAGAAACCAGAACUGAGAUACAGCAUGGCUUUAGAAUUGAUGAUGAGUGGAUCUAGUUUCCCAUAGCCAAAACACAAAGGUAUUUGAGGAAUCAUACAUUUCAGCCUUGGCCUCUGUAGUUGUAAUUGGAUACCUUACUCAUUUUCUUUGGCUUUUGAAAUCGUAACGCUUUCGGAACCACAUUAUUCUGGUAUGUCUUGAGUCACCUGGUGCUCACUAGUCAAUAAUCAUGCUCUUUUCAAGUGGCUGUGGCUAUGCAGUAGUGCUUGUUCUGUAAACGAUGCCUUCCAUGUAACUGUGACACAUGAGAUAAAGCGAACUGCUACAUUUCUUCUGCUUUUUAUCUGACAGUUCCGCUGAUAACUUUUAACUUUCAUACCAUCUGGGGCUCUAUUGAUGGAUUCUAAAAACCCGUUUGCUAUGCAGGGCACUCUACAUUCUCUUCUGGAUUACAGUGCUCCAGAAGAAGUGGUUUCUUUUCUGGAUCUGAUUGACUGAUUCCGAAUCGUUUUCAUCUACUUGGGUACAAUUUACUGACUUACUGACACCAUUACAUAAUCCUGACUAGCACAGGUUGAUGUAGCUUUGCAACAUGGCAGUGAGGGUUUAGAUUGCUAUUCCAAAUAUUACACAUCCUUGUUAUUAGGCAACCAGGGAGAAAACUCCGACUUGCUAGAUUGUACCAGAUGUAUCCUUGCUAGAAGUGUUAGGACCGCCUCACCAUAUUACCUAGGAUGCUUUCUCUUCCGUUCCGUUGGCCUGUGGCUGUUGCAACAAACCUUCAACUUUACACCACUAGAGGAACUGCUUCCUUUGUAUAUGAACUCUGCUUGGGUGGUCGAGUUAAGAGUCUCGUCUUGAUGUACUAGAAUAGCUUAAAGAAUCUCUCUACCCCAUUUCAGUUGUCAUGCUUUGGUAAUGAAAUAGUGAAAGAACAUUGUGACUGUGGAUUUGAAAGAAAGGCUGAUGUUGCUCCAAAAGAGUUUUGGAAUCUUGUGCAGAAAAAAAGUUGGAAUGUGGAUGUUGGUUGUUUGUUACUGCUGUUAGCUAGUAUAGUAAGCAAGCUACACAGAGCACUAAACAGCAGGCUUUGAAGGCAGGCUCACAACCACUCUCUCCGCCAAUAGUACUAUAGCAUUUGAAUGUCGAUGGAUGGGCAGUGAAAAAAAGGUUGAAAAGUUCAUCAAUUUUUAAUGUGUAAAAAAGUGCAGCAGCCAAGCAGGGGGAGCACGCACAGGUAAAAAGGGAAUGCGCACUCAUUUGAACAUGAAUUGCUGUGCAAAGGUGUGGUGUGCAGAAGCAACAAGGCCACAAGGGUGGCUUUGUUUAUUUGUUGGUAAUGACAAACUUAGCAUUCUCUGUUUUUUACUUGUAUAUGGAAAGUUGAGGGGAAGAGCUGUGGCAAUCUGGUGUCUCUCUAAACUUUAUUACCAUUUAGGUCAAUUGAUGCACUUCAUCUGUUGAUAAUGGCCAACGAUUUCUAGCGAGAUUCGGAUGCACUAUUCAUCUUCGUUAUGCCUGAUUCUCUGCAAGUCAAGAUAGAUUUCGUCUCUUGAAUGUGGAAGAAAUAAAAUUUAAAUUGCGAA